UCAUGGAUGGAAUCGUUACAUCAUCAGAGUUCAAUAACCUAAAACAGGAUCUUCUCUCAGUACAGGAUACUAUCGGACAGAUAUUUGGAAAAAUUGGAAGCUUACAAACGAAAUCAUGGAAGUUGAGAGAAGAAAGUGGAGAUUUGCCAGUACAAUUGCUGAGUAAUAAAUGUCAGUAUUUCUCUUCAGAUCUACAUGCUACAAGAGCGAGCCACAUUAUGCUCCUUGAACUCAUUGUGGACAGGUUGGCUCUGAUGUUGCAAUCCUACAUGUACUUCUCAGACAGACUGGUGGGAAAGCCAGCCGGUAGAAUCAUUGAAAAAGCUCCUAAUCUAGGGCCCCUCUGCAAGAAGUAUUGGAAAAAAGCAAAGCUAUUGCGACAGUUUGUCACCUCCUUACAGGCUGAGAUACAGAGGAAGAGUGAAGAGCUAGUGAACAUGGGACUGACUCUGGACCAAGCAUACGAGGAAAACACCCUUCUCAAAGAUAUGGUUGUGAAACAUGGCCUUGCUGGAGGAUAUGAUACACCACAGAGAAACCAGCAGAAUUCCGGGCCUAACCAGGCACCCAAAACAGCGGGCAGUGUUCCAUGGUCUGAUUUCGGAAUGCCAGUUAAAGGUGAAGAAGAGAGUAUGGCUGACAGCGCAGUCGACAUGGUCCGAUCCUCUGCUACCAGCUUGGUAUCUCAAGUGAAGCUGCCCACUCAGAUAACAGUAAACAAUAUGAAGACGGUCUCCAAAUGGCUGAUGCAGGGAACUUCAUCCGCCGAAGCUAAAACACAAACGGUAGAAACAGCGUUUGUGGAAUGUAACGUGUGUAGCUCAAUACAGGACCUACUAGAGGUCCUGGGAAGUAAAGUUACCAUGACCUGGAACAUGUUGCUCCAGCACGCUAAACCACCUAAGAGACUGAUAAUGUCGCCCCCUCGGGAGGCUAUCAAGUGGUGUGAAUAUCAUACGACACUGAUAACAGAGGUAGACACUAAAGUAAGACAAGUACAGAAGACAUCAACAGACCUACAGCGCACGUGCGAGGAGCAGAGGAACAGGAUCCUCAACCUGGAGAGCGUUAACGCGGUGUUGAAGAGUGAGGUGGACUCGUUACAGAGUGUACACAGUGGGAGUGUUACUGAGAGUUCUAAACGGGAGGAGAUGCUCAAACAGCAGAUAUCAAAACAAGCGGUAGAGUAUCAUCACAACUUGGAACAAAGAAGAGUCGAAGAAGAAAGAUUAAAAGAGAAGAUAGCUGGGUUAGAGACAAAAUUAGCUGAUUACCAGGAUAAAUAUUUCUGUGAAGCUACAUCUAAACGUGAGAUAAUGGACCAGCUAUCAGAAGUGCGGCGGGAAGCAGAGAAAGCCAAGUUAAUGAACCAAACAUGUAGGAAACUGUCAGAGCAGAUCAGAACACUGGAGUCGGAACAUCACACUGUUCAGGAUGAACUGAACAGAUAUCAGACUAGAAACGAUCAACUCAUUAAACAGAAUAAGAUGUUGACGAUAAAGCAAGGGCAGCUGCUUUCCCAGUUGGAAGCAUUUGACCAGGAGUGUGAAAACAUGAGAGACCAGUUAGAAGCAGCACGUGACUCAACUUCAAACACCACGUGUGAGCUUUCUGACGUGGUCAAGCAAAAGGAGCAGCUUUACAAUGAAAACACACGACUACUGGAAGCGAUCGAAGUUAUACAAAGCGACAUCUCAAAUCUGACGAAAACACUAAGUAAAAAAGACAGGCAAUUGAAUGAUGCCCAGAAGAUCAUAGAGGAGGAGAGGGAGAAGGAAACUACUCUUAUCAGUUACCCUCUUCUGGUUGAGGGGGAGCGGAUACCUAAAGAAUUGAACCGAUUGGUGCAAGCAAACAAUAUCAGGAUCCUGCGACUAGAGGAACAGAAUCGGUUACUACGCGACACCUCGUUACAGCAGGAGCUGUACAACGCACAACCACCCAAAGAACAGAAACCUAACCCCCAACCUCUGUGGAGCAACAAGUGUUUUAAGGAGCUGGUUAAAAGUCAGCACGUUUUUGAGAGGGUCUUCACUCCUAUAGACUAUUACGAUGGAAUCAAGUCCCUUGUUGAUGCGCACGGAAAGGUGCGGCCAGGGAGCUGCCCUGAGGGUAAGAAAGGAGGAGGACUAUCACAGAGCCCUGACAAGGUUAUACCACCUCACAACUCACCUCUUCCUAUCAGCAAGUCUCCUCAUCCUACCAAUCCUGCCUGGAACAAAACCAAGAGGUUAAAUUACAACUGUCUUUCUUGUGGAAAAACGUUUAGUGCCGGCUCUGACUUAGAGAUACAUCAGAUUUACUGCCAGUAAAAAUGGAGAUACAUAAGAUCUUCUACCAAGAAUUAUAGGAUUACAUCAAAUCUCCUGUCAAGAACCAUGGAAAACCAUCAGAUUCACUUCCAGCAUUCGUUGAAAUAGAUCAGAUCUACUGCCAGUAACCAUGAAGAUCUACUGCCGUCUGCCAGUAACUAUGGAAACUGUCAUCACAAUUCAGAUCGUUUGCCGGUGCUAUCUAUCUUUCACCGUGGACAAUAUUAAAGGAUAAUAGGGAUUAUUGAUCUUACCAACAUCAGUUUUUACCACCAAUGGUUAAAUUAUUUCAUGUCGUUUGAUAUGGAUUUCAUUAAAGAGAAAUUUGUUAAACCUAGUACCUAUCUUGUAAAAUAUGAUAUUGUGAUGAUGUGAGAAACUCCUGGUAAAUCAGGGAUUGUAAUAUGUAGCACAACAAUUUAUCGUGUUACGAUAUGCAAGGAAUCUCUUUUUCCUACAGCUUAAUUUACACUUGUACUUAGUUUAAAUAAAAAGCAUGAUUUUAGAUUUAACGAGAUGUUAGCACUUUUCUAUUCACUCAAAAUCCCAGUGGUCGAUUAUUUUGGGUGCUAUUGAAGAUGCUUAGUUUCAAAAUUUAGUUAAAAAGGUCCAUGAUGACCCUGUGCACGAUGAAUUUGCAUGCCAUCGAAUGAGAAUUUGUAAUAAUUGGAACAGUUUGGGUUAAAUUUUGACGUGAGUUAUGAAAACUGAAUCCUGUUAAUUUGCAUUUUUGUACGUUCUUUAUUAAUUUAUAUUCACAUUAAUUGUGGUUCUUACUAGUUUUCAUAUAACCUCAAGGUUUUAGACGUAAAAAUAUUCAAUUAUAUGAAAUAUCAAAAAGGAAUUAAAAAUAAACGGUUCUCAAUUAUCACAAAUACAUCGAGCUCGCUGAGCGAAUGAAUUUCUCUGAAAUGUCACUGCGGUCUUAUCGAGCUUCUAGUUCUAUUCUCCUAUAUUGGUUCUAUUGUCCU
Molecule: messenger RNA, 3283 nt
Organism: Bolinopsis microptera
Lineage: Eukaryota; Metazoa; Ctenophora; Tentaculata; Lobata; Bolinopsidae
Product: coiled-coil domain-containing protein 157-like
Exons: 15
Coding region: 3-2312 (769 amino acids)
Source: RefSeq, a predicted model, not a curated record